UCCAUGGCAGUCCUCAAGAGACAGGAUUUAUUCUAUUUUGAUCUGUGGGAAGACUGAGAAGAGGAUUGUGUGUCAGUGACUGAUUAAGGCAUUGGGCGAAGUGGAAUCGGGAAGAGAACAAAGCCAUCACCUGUGAUUUCAGGAACUCCCAAGAAGGUAGCGUUAGCUUGAUUGCAGAGGAGAACUUUGGAAUGUAGAUUAGGCUUCAGUGCUUUCCCACCACAAAGCAAGAGAGCUGAGUUUCACACUCCUGUACUUUUUAGUCUUCCUCUGUAAACUUCUAGGCACUUCAGGCUUUCUGUGUUCUUGGGCAGAGUGGCUCCAGCAGCCCCAGGGCAGUCCUCCAAAUUCACUUUGCAAGUGUGGGCUGCUGGAAGCAAAAGCACACCAGAGUUGGUGAAGGAGCCCACAGCAAGAGUAGAAGGGACCUGGAGGGAUCUGGGUAGCACAAACAAUGUCCACUCCAGCUUCUCACCGGGAGUUUACAUUCCGGCGUCCUGGGUACAAACCAUCAUUUACAUUGUCUCCUCCACGGUGUUUCCAGGAAUCACAUUAUGAAUUCAUGAACUCUUCCGCCAUCUUUUUGUGCCACCAUAAUGAUGCAUGUGGAUGUCCUGCCUGAUGCUCUCAAGAGUAUCAACAAUGCCGAAAAGAGGCAAACACCAGGUUCGUAUAAGGCCAUGCUCCAAAGCCAUCAUCCAGUUUCUAACUGUGAUGAUGAAGCAUAGUUACAUGGGUGAAUUUGAAAUUAGAGAUGACCACAGAGCUGAGAAUAUUGUUGUGAACAUCCUAGGCAGGUUAAACAAGUGUGGACUAAUCAUGACCAGAUUGGAUGUGCAACUCAAAGAGCUAGAAAAAUGGCAGGACAGCCUACUUCCGUCCCAUCAGUUUGGUUUCAUUGUACUGACAACCUCAGUGGGCAUCGUGGACCAUGAAGAAGCCAGAUGAAAACACACAGGAGGGAAAAUCCUGGGAUUCUUUUUCUAGGGAAGUGAUACAUACAUGCAAAUAAAAUGCUUCAAUGGAAAAAA
Molecule: messenger RNA, 1031 nt
Organism: Phyllostomus discolor (pale spear-nosed bat)
Lineage: Eukaryota; Metazoa; Chordata; Mammalia; Chiroptera; Phyllostomidae
Product: 40S ribosomal protein S15a-like
Exons: 1
Coding region: 604-948 (114 amino acids)
Biological process (GO): translation
Cellular component (GO): ribosome; cytosolic small ribosomal subunit
Molecular function (GO): structural constituent of ribosome
Source: RefSeq, a predicted model, not a curated record